CUGCCCCCGCCGACGCAAAGGAGCGCGAUGUCGCCUUGGCACGGUACCGCUACUUUCUCUUUCCAUUUGUGCAGACGCUCUACGCCGUUGCGCCGCACGAGAAGGCUCUUGUCGCGUGCUUGGCGACGCAGUUCUUAGCGCUGCUCGGAGACGUUCGUGACGCGACGCCGCUGCCAGCGUUGACCGAUUACGUCAUCCGCGACAUUGCUGUCGACCCGACGCACUGCGCCGAUUGCAAGAUUCUUCGGGAAUUCCUUAACGAUGGCGCGAUGCGUCGUCGAGUGGGUCGCCUCGCGGCGCUCUGUGAUGUCGUUCGCGGUACUCUGCACGCGCACCCGACGCGGCUCCGCGCUAUCAAGUGCCAGGGCUCCGAGUCGGACGACGAGGACUCGAUCGAGAAGGAAGAGCAGCCCGGGUGCGUCUCUCGCUGCGCCUUUUACCGAUACACGACCCAGCAAAACGAGUUGGACGAAGACAUUCGUAUGGUGGCUGCCGUGGACGCCAUCCUCGCCAGCCGAAGUCCCAAGCUCCAACGGUGCAGCGACGACCAUCACGACCACUAG
Saprolegnia parasitica CBS 223.65 is the source of this 563-nucleotide messenger RNA. RefSeq lists its product as hypothetical. The annotation marks the transcript as partial. The record is from RefSeq and is a predicted model, not a curated record. Lineage: Eukaryota; Oomycota; Saprolegniomycetes; Saprolegniales; Saprolegniaceae. The transcript has 2 exons.